UCACUUCAACGAUCUCCGACUCAGGCUUUAUAAGUAAUUAAUUAAUUAAUUAAUUAAUUAUUAGUGCUUUGCACAAAAUCUAUUCGUAUUCAAUCACCCAGUUAUCUACACAUAUAAUUGUGUGAUGAUGAUCACAAUAAUAUAAAACCAGAGGGAAUUAACAUGUACAAGGUUAGUCCCUCUCUCUCAUGGCCCUUUUUUUUUCUUUUUCUAAUUAUUAUUACUAUUAUUAUUAUAUUAAAUUUAAAAUUGCAGGUUCGUACUACUAACUGAUAGUCUGAUUAGUCGGUACUCUUCGAACAUGCACCAAAUAAAGGGAUUAUUAAUUUUAGUUUUAUUAAUUAAUUGUUCUCUAAUGGCUGGCUAAGUAAGAACUACUUGAAAAGGAAAGCCAUGUGCGGUCAUAUAUAUAGGUGUACAUGCAUGUUAAUUUUUUUUUCCAUUUAUUAAAGAGACUUUUACUGUUAUUUACCUUGUUUAAUUUGGUUUUAAUGAUGGAUGGAUCCACCCUUCUAUAUAUGAACACUUACUUCAAUAAAUUUUUCCCGGUAUAGUAAUUAAUUUACUAUCAUUUUGUUUACAGCAUAAGUUUCCAUGUAAGAAACCACAGCAUGCAUGAACACAUGCAUUAUUUUGCAUGGAACAAAGAUAUAUAUGUAGUCAUAAUUUACUCAAAGAUUUGGAUGCAAUUAUUAGGUGUAAUAAAUUGCUUUUUACUGCAUAUGAUCAAUGUUUCUUGCAGGUUUAAGCCAAUUAAAUUCCCUUAUCAUGAGGAUGAUGAUGAUGAUGAUGAUGGUGCAGUACUACCUCUUCAUUUUUUCGAUCUUAAUCUCUUCAUGUACUACAUGUUAUGGUCUUUGGCCUUUUUCUUCUUCUUCUUCUUCUUCUUCUUCUUCUUCUUCAACUACUUUAAACGGCGACGCGCGAAAGGCGGUGUCAUUCGAUGGCACGGUGGCCGAGUUCUCGAUGGAGAACCUCAACAGCCGGAGAGGAGUAGAGCUGCUGGAGAACGCGCGGAGCAAGCUGGCCGGCCCGAAGAACUGCUGGCAGGACGCGUACCGGAGCGUGUUCUGGAGCUGCGCGGAGAUCGUGGCCGACAAGGAGAAGCAGUCGCGGUUGGCGUGGGAACUGAGCAGCUGCUUUCAGGAGGACUCGGGCCGGCCCGCGUUCCCCGCGUGCGAGGCGCGCGCUCCGAUGGUGAGCUGCCGCAAGAAGCUGAGUGAUUCUGAUCAGAAGAUCUUCCUCGAGUUCUUCCUGGAGACCAACACACUUUGCCACCAAUUACAGGCAGAAGCAUUCAGGCGCGGCACGGAGAAGUUGGUGAAUGAUUUGUCGAGAUCAGCUCAGUUCGCCGAGGAGAAGCUCGAGACGAUUGAGGAGCGAUCGGAGCAAAUACUACGGAACUCGAAUACGGUCCACGACUCGUUAGCCUCGAUCGGACUCCAGACUCAGCAAUUGGCCCGAGCAUCGAAGGAAGUCGAGGCCCAGAUCACCGACGUUUUCGAGCACUCGAAGGCGAUCUUCGAGCAAUCCAGGGAAAUAUCGGCCGCUCAAUCGGAACUAAAAGAAGGGCAGACAGAUCUGAGGGAGCGGCUCGAGGCCGGCGUGGCGCGGUUGCAGGAGUCCUACGAGACUCUAGGAAGUGAGAUGGAUAAGUUGAGGGAGGAAACUAUGGAUAUAGAGAGGGAAGUUAAAGUUGUAGGGGAUUCUAUGGCUUCAAAGAUGAGAGAUCUUCAGAUCACAGCUGAUGAUAUUGGAAGUGUAGCUGGAGUUUCCCUGGAGAAGCAGAAGCAGCUUUUGGAUGGACAGGCUGUUGCACUUGAGGGUCUUGAUUUCCUCCGGAAGUUUCAAUCACAAGCGCUCGAAGAAAGCAGGGACACUAUUCAGAAACUGGCAGAGCUUGGUCAGAAACAGCAGGAUGAGCUGCUACUUAGACAGGAGCAAAUCCAGCAGGCCCAUGACCGCCUGAUCGAAAAUUCGCAGUCAAUUUUGGCCGCUCAGGAAGAGUUUGAAUUGAAACAAGCACGCAUUUUUUCUGCACUAGAGAAGCUCUUCGCUCUUCAUAACGCGAUUUUGGUCGAGUCCCGCUUCAUCAAGUCAUUCAUCUUCUACUCUUGCUUGAUAUUUCUUCUUUACAUGCUCACUAGCGCGAAACAAACAUUUGGUAUCAGAGGCCGACUCUACUUCGGUCUAUGUAUCACGCUCAUUGUCGAGCUCGGGAUACUUAAAAUCGGAGAUGACGACUUCAAUAAACAAGCUUGGAUCAUGUCGAAAGUGUUCUUGGCGAGAUGGGCAUUUCUCGCAGCCGCUGCAGUACAAAUCUUGCACUCUAUCUUUACUUACAGAGAUUAUGAGGUUUUAAACCAUCGGUUGCUGCAAACACUGAUUGAGAGGGUUCGCGCGAUUGAGGAUAACUCAGGUAAAAAGUACUUGACUUAUAGCUCAGAUAGUGAUAGAAGUAUCGGCGAUUAUUCGUGGAUCGUCGAGGAGUUGCCCGAAGAUGUAGAUAGCAAAGCGGAUCCAGACUAUAACUUGAUGGAAGAAGUUGCAGAGAAUUCAUUUUCUGCAGCAUCUGCGACCCGAAGAUAUGAUCUUCGUCCGCGGCGUAGGCAAUAAAAUGUUUUUUUUUUUUUUCUGUUCUCUUUUAACACAAAAUUAAAGUUCUCCCUUGCAGAGAAGAUGAUACUACAGCAUUAAAGAAGAUCUGGUUGACAAUUUGUUAAAUUGAUGGUAACAAAUUAAUUGACCAAUCCAUUAUUUUUGAAUUGGUGCCAUGUUUUAGUUAUUGUAUUUAAGGAACCUAAAAUUUGUAAGGCUUCUUGCAACAUGCCUUGUGGGAUAUAUUGAAGUUUAACUAGA
Messenger RNA from Ananas comosus (pineapple), 2859 nucleotides. RefSeq names its product protein GAMETE EXPRESSED 1. The record is from RefSeq and is a predicted model, not a curated record. The coding region runs from base 730 to 2616 and encodes 628 amino acids. NCBI's taxonomy places the organism in Eukaryota, Viridiplantae, Streptophyta, Magnoliopsida, Poales, Bromeliaceae. The transcript is spliced from 7 exons.